Linum trigynum is the source of this 4446-nucleotide messenger RNA. The record is from the annotation of a GenBank genome assembly. Lineage: Eukaryota; Viridiplantae; Streptophyta; Magnoliopsida; Malpighiales; Linaceae.
ACCCGGUACCUUGUAGCGGUCGACCCGGUGGGUGCGUGCGACCCGUUUUUCUCACAGAAUCAGAGUUAAAGUGGGUUGACCCGUAGGUCGACAACCUUGUUGAUAGUUAAUGACCUUGCAUCUUAGUUCGUGGAGGCCAGGUACGUGUACGACUGUAACGUUGAUUAGUGGCAAUUCAUGUACGUACCGGUUAGUUACUUAAUUAGGUUAUCACUAAGUAAAUCAGAUAGCUCUUUAAUUAGGUUAGUUAGGCAGUUAAUUAGGCCAUGUUGAUAGGGAAGUAUGUCAGAGUUGUGCACGUUUCCAAAAGGAGACAGCAGAAUCCCAGAGCUCUAGCAUCUGUGUAUAUAUAUGGAGCGAAGAUUGCCAAGUGAUCAGCUAGCUAGCGAGUAAACUUGUAAUCGGUCGAGAUGGAAAUAUUGGGUACGAAAGCUUGUUUGUUUCUCAUCUUCUUCUACUGCCUCUUGGCAACUCGCGCAUCAAUUUGCUCCGCCAUUGUUGCAAACUCGUGCUGAGAUGGAGAUGGAGCCUCCUCCUUUGCGUCGAAGCGGCUUCCCAAAUUGGGUUUCUGUUUGGAGCCGCGCGCGACUGCUGCUUACCAGGUAAACUCAUUAAUUACGUAUAGCUAUGAUCGAUGAUCAUCGGAAUUACAGUUGAUUCAAAUAAUUUGAGUAAUUCUUCGAAUAUAUAGAAGAAGAAUGGAUCUUCAUCAUUCUUUCUAAGAUGAAACUCAUUGAACUUGAAAAUUAUACAUGCGAAGCUAUCAUAUUUUUGUCCACGUAGCCUCUGUUAUAGCAAGUAUUCUAGGUCGUGCUGAUUACGUGAAAUUCAAUUUUCAAUACGUAACAAUUAUGAGAAAUUGGCAUUUCAUGUUGGAUUGUUCGUGGAUCGGCUAACACAUAGGGCCAGGGGCGGACCCAGGAGAGUUUAGGGGUAUCCCGGGACACCCCUAAUUUUGGAAAAUUGAUUGUCCAGCCCCGGUGGUAAUUUACGUGUGGACAAAAAAUUAUAAUUAAUAGUUCAGGACACCCUGAAAUUUGAAAGAACGAUUAUCCUACUCUCAUUUGUAGUUUGCGUAUGGGAAUAUAAGUGGUAGUUUGGGUUAUUCAAACCUGGGAUACUACUAUUAUUAAUAAAUAUAAUUUCCAUUAGGCUACAACUUUUUUGUUGUUCUAUUCUAAAUACCAUGUAAUAGCAAAACCCUAUUCUCUAUCUUUAAUUAUUUUCAAAAUCUAACAAUUAAUCUAAUUACAAGUACCCUUAAUUUGUAUUGAUUUUAUGGUUGUACGACAAAUGUUGAAAGUGUCUUUUCAGCUUUGAGUUACAUCAAGAACAAAUUUAGAAGUCAAAUAUGCGUCAGUUCAUGAAUGAUUGUCUAGUAGGAUAUAUCGAGACAAAUUUGUUGAGCAGUGUAGACACCACGUGUAUUUUAUAAUUUUUUUUAGAAUAUGAAAAUACAUUAUUGAUUUUUUUAACUUGUACGAGUUGUGUAUAAAUAGAAUUAUUUAAUUUUUAUUUUACUUAACUUUUUAAAAGAUGACACUCCUAUAUAAAAUUCCUGGAUCCGCCGCGUAGGGCGGAUCCUAUGUAAAAUUUUCGACACCCAGUUCCACAAAUUAAAUGCGGGCCUUGAACUUUUUGAAGCCAUGUAAAUUAUAUACAUCAAUUUUUGGAUAAGAUCAAAACUAAACCUCCUAGUUCGCUAGUGUUAUAGACCGCCCAAAAAAUUUAUAAGCUUCCUAAUUAUAUAAGUUUUUGUAGAAGCCCAAAACUAAACACAUGAUUCAUUAUAGUUUGCAGGUUGAGUUCUCAAAAUUUGCGAGACUCUAUGCUAUUGGGUCUGAUGGCACAAACUUAUAGACGAUUAUGUUAACAUACAUCGUGUUAGUAAACCAUGUAAAUUCAUAUAUUUUUUUAGUGUUUGUAUUGUAGAUUUCAAGUUAAGUCAUAGAUGCUCCAACAUAUAUAACAGGGAUGAUUAUCUUGCCUAUGCGGAUUUCUGCUUCAAGACAUUCGGCGACCGAGUAAAGAAAUGGCUGACGGUAAACGAGCCCAACCUCUACUCCAUGAAGCCUACAACUACGGCGAAUGGCCUCCCGGCCGGUGCUCGGAGACGGAGUGGAUGGGGAACUGCACCGGCGCCGGCGGGGACUCCUCCACGGAGCCAUACGUGGCAGCGCACCAUUUGCUGCUGAGCCAUGCCGCGGCGGUGAAGCUGUACAGAGAAUCAUAUCAAGAGAGGCAGAAGGGAAAGGUCGGGAUCACGAUCAUCGGCCGGUGGUUCGAGCCCAAGUACAAAAACUCGCCGUCGAGCCACGUGGCCGCGUCCAGGGCGUUGGAUUUCAUGUUCGGAUGGUUUCUCGGCCCGAUCACUUACGGGGCGUAGCCCAAGAGCAUGAGGUCGCUUGUAGGCGAUCGGCUCCCGAUAUUCACUAAGGAGCAGUCGGAUAUGUUGAGAGGCUCGAUCGACUUUCUUGGUCACGGCGAAUUACGCCGAGGAAGCUCCGGCCGCCUCCAGGGCUAGCUACUCCGAUGAUAGUCGUGCCCUUCUUUCCAGUAAGUAUUUUUAUGGUCAAGCGGCAAUAUGUCACGUUUUAUUAUUAUUGGUCAAUAAUGAUUAAUUUGUGUGUUACGUUUGUUAUUUUUCAAUGCUGAGAAGGAUGGAGUACCAUUUGGCACACCGGUAUGUGGUCUUGUUGGAAUUUUAAUGGUUUCCUUAAUUGAGUUGUGGUGGCUCUUCUGAUUGAUUUUUUUUUUUUUUUUGUGGUGGUCUGCAGACAGCUGGUCUAGUUUGGCUGUUCAUAUAUCCAAAGGGAUUCCAAAGGUUGCUUCACCAUAUCAAGAUCAACUACAAUAACCCACCAGUGUAUAUCACAGAGAAUGGUAGGAGAACGGUAUAAGAUUCAUCAUUGAUUUUCUCUCAACAACUCAAGCUACGGGUAAUAAAGCAAACAACCCAUUACAUGAUUCGGAGCUGACUAAAUUUGCAACUGACACUCGAGACGCGCGACGAGUCAUAGUAAUUCGAUUUGUUAUAUGCACAUGUCAUGUUGCACAAUGACCCGAUCGAUCAGUUUGUUUAACCACCAUGUGUUUAAAUCCCGGUUUGAUCACACGGAUGAAUUCAGAAAUUUGGUUUAUAAAACACUGACCGAAGUCUAAUUAAAUUUAUUAAAAUUUUGGGUUGUUUUGACGAAUUACAUGUUUAAUUAGGAAUGGGGGAUCAAAGUUCAUUGUCGCUGGAAAUGGCGCUGAAUGACACUCUUGAGAAUACAUUACCAUGAAACCCACCUUCAGUCUCUAUUGAAUGCCAUCAAGUGAGUAUUAAUCAUCUCCAAUAAUUAUCGUCUAAAUAUUAAUGUUGAAGAAGUUUAUUAAUGAAUCCAUGUUAUGUACUAUUGACUUACUGUUUACUGAAGCUGUAAUUAUAUGUCAUUGAUAGACCCUGCAUGUCAAUGGCAUAUACCCGCUGAACAAUUCAACCGGCCAAUUACGUCGCCGUUGAUUAUUUAAGUGAAUGUAAGUCAAUAAUCAAAUCCUCUGGACUGUACGUCAUAACUUAAUUACAAUAGUUUAGUGAGUUAAUGAUCAGUCGGCAGAUUUGAUUAAUCAGUUCGUUGUUUCGCUGAACAUUCCACUUGGCAAUUGCCACAAUCAUCAAAGCAAAGACCAGUGAACUCUAUACGUACGACUUUUCGUAUGUUAAUUAUAAUAUGACUACUAACAUAAUUUCCACGUGUGAGUAUAGGGUGCAGUAAGGGUACAACUUGCAGCGAUUGAGCUAGUGCUGAAGCGAUAAUAACUAUUUCUACUGGAAAAAAAAAUUAUUAUAGUGAAGUUACAAAUAAUUCAUAAUUAUUUAAUAGUGACAACGUAUUACAGUUUACACGAGCCAAAACAGCAUAAUAUAUCUCGAUUUUUUUUUCUUCUGUCUGUAUAUACUGUUUAAUGUUUAUGUAUUAUGUGAAAAUGAAAGGAAGUGAAGGAACUGGCAAAAGCCCGGCCAGGUACAUUGAAAAUGGUCCAGAAAGACAUGUCCAAGCUAAGUGAAUCAACUUGUUGAACUCAAGUUCUCCAUCAAGCUUUUAUCAAUCAAUGUCAUAAAAGGCCAGCGGUGACAAAUGGAUUGGAUUUAUGUAUUGGAUUGUUGGAUUUAUGGAUUGGUGGAUUAUCCACGAAUUCAAAUGACAUCCUCGACCUAGGACCUAUAUAUAAAAUGCAAAAAGUUAAUGUACUAAAAUGUCACGAUGAAAAAUUUAGGUACCAAAUCAUGAUUUUCCAAUGAUAUUUUAUAUAAAAAAAUGAAUUUUAGGUACCAAAAUGUAAAAAUAAAAUUAUAGGUACUAAACUAUAAUUUGCCAAAGAUCCAUGAAUCCACCAAUCAAUUGAAUUUGGAUCAAAUCGAUUUGAUUAAUUAGAUAUUUUUAAUAAAUUGAUAGGUUGGAU